AUGGCGGACCUCAGCACGCUGUUUCUGACGUUCAACUGCGGUCGCGAACUGGUCAACACCGACUUCUUCGCAGCGAGCAUCAACCAAGGCCUCUCCAAAGCACAGCUGCCUCCCGAUGUCAUAGUCCUCUCUCUACAGGAGAUCGCUCCUCUCAGCUACUCCUUUCUCGGCGGCUCCUUCCUUUCACCCUACUUCGAGCGCUUCAACCAGACCAUUGGGAAGCUCAAUCAACUUUGGAAACAUGACGAACAAUACGAGACGAUACUCUGCAGUAACGUCGGCAUGACAGCUCUCAUGUUGUUCGUCAAGCCAGAAGUCGCGCGCAAGAUUAGAAGUGUCCAGACAGCUGGUACAGGAGUUGGUACUUGGGAGAUGGGUAACAAGGGAGCUUUAGGUGUGCGCCUCGGUUAUGCGAAUGAUGACGAUAGCGAGAUUGACCUCACGUUCGUCGCGGCGCAUCUGGCACCUGCUGAAGACGCCUGGCAGCGUAGAAAUCUGGACUGGCGUCUCAUCAAUGAGAACUUGGUCUUUACUGGUGUUACAGGCGCCGAGAAGACAAGAACACGCGCGACUAAUAGCGAGGACAUUCAAGACGAGACGGAACCUCUGUUGUCUUCCGCUACCGAUAACCAGCACACCUCGCAGGAGCAGGACAAUGCUCUGAUAACUUCAAGCUCGUACAUCUUCUUUGGUGGUGACCUCAACUACCGCACCUCGGACAUCUCACCACAUCCCGACAACCACCUCGCCUUCCCUCGUCGCAACGACUCGCCCGAAGACCCCACUCACUACUCGCACAUGAUGCCCAACGACCAGCUGGCCCGCGAGAAAGCUGCUGGAAACACCCUGCACCAUCUCAAGGAAGCACCCGUAAACUUUGCACCUACGUACAAGUUCUCCAAGAAGGCACAAAAGCAGGCCGCGCAGGCUGCGGAAUAUGUCGAAAGACAAACAAGAUCAGGCACGAAUGCUGUAGUUGUGCCAGAUGAGACAGACUGGCACUGGGCCGAGCACCGCCAUCCCAGCUGGUGUGAUCGUGUGCUAUACCUGGCGCUGCCUGGCCGCGAACCUGUGAUCCACAUGUACAACUCUCUGCCUCUCCAGCCAUCAUCAGACCACAAGCCAGUCGUUCUGUACGCCUCAAUACCGACACAGUCGUCAAAGCCUUUGGAUCAUGGUGUGAAAGCUCCAUACCCUAUCAAGGCGGGCUGGAAGCACAGGCGCGAGGCUGCCAGACGCAGAGAGUUGGUUGUUGGUAUCGUGACAUACUUGGUCAUGACAUGGGAAGGUGAGGCUUUGCUGCUUGGUGCAGUCUUAGCCAUUGUUGGCGGUUGGGCAGCUUUGCGAAGCCUGUUGCUGUGA
Aureobasidium pullulans EXF-150 is the source of this 1362-nucleotide messenger RNA. RefSeq names its product DNase I-like protein. Gene Ontology annotation, molecular function: phosphatidylinositol-4,5-bisphosphate 5-phosphatase activity. Bases 1 to 1362 code for a protein of 453 amino acids. The record is from RefSeq and is a predicted model, not a curated record. Lineage: Eukaryota; Fungi; Ascomycota; Dothideomycetes; Dothideales; Saccotheciaceae. Gene Ontology annotation, biological process: phosphatidylinositol dephosphorylation. The transcript has a single exon.